Messenger RNA from Hibiscus syriacus, 870 nucleotides. RefSeq names its product 2-hydroxy-palmitic acid dioxygenase MPO1-like. Gene Ontology annotation, cellular component: endoplasmic reticulum. The record is from RefSeq and is a predicted model, not a curated record. NCBI's taxonomy places the organism in Eukaryota, Viridiplantae, Streptophyta, Magnoliopsida, Malvales, Malvaceae. The transcript is spliced from 4 exons. Gene Ontology annotation, biological process: sphingoid catabolic process. The coding region runs from base 58 to 687 and encodes 209 amino acids.
AUUUUCCCGGAAAAUCAGAACGAACAGAAAAAAGAAAAAUAAUUUCUUCCUCCCCAGAUGGGAAAGCUAAGAUUGCUCGAUCUCGAGAACCAUUUUGCGUUUUAUGGAGCAUAUCACAGCAACCCAAUUAACAUUUUGAUACACACUUUAUUUGUAUGGCCGAUAUUCUUCACAUCGCUUAUACUUUUCUACUUCACUCCAGCGUUCUGUGAUCUCUCUCAAGCUGGGAUCCUCCCUUCUGGGUUUAAUCAUGCUUUGGUUUUAAACUAUGGGUCUGCUUUUUCUCUCUUCCUUGGCUUGUUUUAUGUGGUUUUGGAUAAGAAAGCUGGGUCUUUGGCCGCUUUGCUUUGCUUGGCUUGCUGGCUUGGGGCUAGUUUUAUUGCUGCAAAGCUUGGAUAUUCUCUUGCUUGGAAGGUUGUGCUGGUUGCUCAAGUGCUUUGCUGGGCUGGACAGUUUCUUGGCCAUGGAGUGUUUGAGAAACGAGCACCCGCGCUGUUGGACAAUCUUGUUCAAGCACUUCUGAUGGCUCCUUUCUUUGUUUUGCUCGAGCCUUUUCUUCACUUGCUGCAGGUUCUCCAAUCUUUAUUCGGGUACGAACCGUAUCCCGGAUUUCAGGGCCGUGUGAACUCGAAGAUCAAAGCCGAAAUCAAGGAGUGGCAAGACAAGAAACAGAAGAAGGUUUCUUAGGUUUAAUGCCAAUAAAAUUAGAUUAAAAUUGUUGUAAGUUGCUGUCUGGUAUGAAGCACAUUUAGGUUAAACUAUUGUAUGUUGUUGUGGUAUCAAUAUCGUAAGGCAACAUUAACAAACGUGAAAACAAUUACAAUGCAAUGGUAUGGUAUGGUAUGGUAUGUUACUGUGAAUUCAACAUUA